Messenger RNA from Miscanthus lutarioriparius, 540 nucleotides. The record is from the annotation of a GenBank genome assembly. Lineage: Eukaryota; Viridiplantae; Streptophyta; Magnoliopsida; Poales; Poaceae.
AUGGCGCACCAAGCCCUCCCGCCGCGCCGCUGCCCAGGCGCCCAUCCCAUCCUGGCGCUGACAUCCUACAGGCGCAGGGUGUGGGCCACACCACUGCAGAGCGCCACGCCGGCCAUCCUUGCCCUCCAGGCUCCAGCUGAGGUGCAAUGGAAAAAAUUUCAAGAUUUUGGAGCUGAAAAUUUUUCGGGAAUGCCCUUGGGUCCAACUGGAGCAUUCAACCCUUACUGGGGCGGAGGAGUGCCAUUGCCAAUGGAUUACAUGGGUUAUCAACCAGGUGGUCCAUUUGACCCUUUUGGUGGGGGUGUUCUCCCACAAGAUCCAUUUAUGCCCCCAGGAUACAUGAUGCCAGGAGUUCCUAGCCUAGUAUCCAUGAACGGUCGUAUGGAUUUUACUUCUUUGAGUAACAGGGAUCUUUCUGAAUUGGCUGUUAACACUAUGGGACUAAACAUGGUCCCGCCAGUUGCGAGCAGAGAAGAAUUUGAUCCCAGGAAACCUGAACAUAGGAGGAGACGUGAAAUGGAUCGGUUCAAUGAAAGGUGA